Paramecium sonneborni is the source of this 939-nucleotide messenger RNA. The record is from the annotation of a GenBank genome assembly. Lineage: Eukaryota; Ciliophora; Oligohymenophorea; Peniculida; Parameciidae.
AUGGGAAAUUAUAUUAUUAAAGGUUUACAUGCAAUUGGAUUACCUGAAACUACUAUCAAAUUCUUCUCUUAAACUACACAAGAUAAAAUUGCAAAUGCGAUUAUUAAUGGUGAUUUAGAUUUACUUUAAUAAAUAUCCUAAUCUACUAAUUACAAUUUCACAUCUAUUUUUCAAGGAGAAAACUCUUUAAUGUUAGCUGUUAGAAUGAAUUAAUUAGCUAUUGUAAAAUAUGUAAUAGAUUCUACUGAUGAAAAUCAAUUAACAACUCUUCUAGAAGAUAAAAAUCCAUAAGGAGAUACAUCUCUUAUGAUUGCUACUAUUAAUCAAAAUAUUGAAAUCAUUUAAUAUCUAAUUAGUGUUGGUGCUAAAGUUAAUACUAAAGAAAAUGGAGGUGCUAGUAUUUUUAUUGCUGCUUGUGCAAGUGGAAAUAUUGAAUUAGUUUAAGUCUUAUUUAAUGUUCCUGGCAUUAAUAUUUAUUUAAAAAAUAAUGAAGGAUAAACUGCUAUUCAUAGAGCAUGUUAUUAUGGGGAAAUUGAAAUUGUUCGCUUUCUCUUAAAAAAUACUAAACUUUCUUUAUUAUCUAAAGAUAAAUUAGGAAAUAACUGUUUCCAUUUAGCAGCCAAACAUUUCUAUAUGACUCUUAUUAGAUAUAUGCUUAAAAAAUUUAAAAAACAUAAUUAAGUACUUCAAAUCACUAAUGGAGAUAAUCAAUCAACCUUAGAUAUUUUAUUAGAAUAAUUUAAUAAAAUUAAAGAGGAAUCAUAUCUCCCAGUAGAAAUCAAUCAAAUUGAAGAAUAUAUUAAAAAUAAAGAUAUGCCACCAGAAAUCAAUUAAUUGACACAUAAACAAAGAGAAUAACAAAAAAAAUAAAUAACUAGAAAUACAGGAAAUAAAAAAAGAAAAACUGUUUUAUAUAAAUAAAAUCUGAAGUUGUAAUGA